This is a messenger RNA of Prorocentrum cordatum, 5091 nucleotides long. NCBI's taxonomy places the organism in Eukaryota, Dinophyceae, Prorocentrales, Prorocentraceae. The record is from the annotation of a GenBank genome assembly.
AUGCCCGAUGGUGUGCGCAGCCCCCCUGCGACCUUUGGCAAGAGCAAGCGCAGGAACAAGGUUCCCGAGGUCCGCGACGCUUACAAAGAAGCUGCUCCAUCGUCUAAGUGGUUCUUCGACGAGGACCGCGGCUGCAUCAUGAUUGGCUGGGGGGCCGUGUUCCGCAUCUGCCCCAACCCGGGCAACUCGCCCUCUGACCACAACUGCGCUGACAACAUCGCGGCGCUCACCAGGGCGAGACGCAGCUGCGUGAACUGCGGAGCAGAGUUGCACCCGAGCUCCAAGUCUUUUUCUUUUUAUCCACCCUCCGAGUUCCAGCGCGCCCCGCGACGCAUCCUUGAGUCGGCUGCCUCCAAGCCCCCCCUCGAACUCGCGGCCGCGAAGCUGGACUUCGGAACAGGUCAUCUCCUCGACGCGUGGAACUCCACGUGGGCCAUCCGCGAAUGUGCACGCGAAGUCCGCGACCAGGCGCGGCGCCUCGCCUGCGUCGACGCCGAGGGCCAACUAGAUGGCCUGCAUCGGUUCAGCUUCGCCGCGCGGAAUUUCGGCGUCGGCAGCCGGGGAAACGCCUUGCGGCCCCUCGCGCCGGAGCACAACGCUGCCAUCCGGUCGCCCCGCCCCAUUCCCGCGGUGCUCAAUGGUCAAGCGCCCUUCAAGGGCGCGAAUGACGCGCUCCAGGCAGUCGCCACGGUCAACGACGCCCCCCGGCGCGCUUGGUGGGCCUCUUCUGGCGCACUGCAGGGCCGCGCGCUCAGCGACGUCGCGAUUGCCGCCGAGAAGGUCGCCUCGCCAGUGCUCGAGCCCCCCGGGCGCGAGCUCGCGCCCCGACGCGGCCCUGAUUCUGAAGUCGCGCGCGAAGCAGUCCGCGCGGAGCUCCGCGAGCUUGCCCCCUUCAUCGAGAAGAUCCAGAUCGCAGGCUCGCCGAUGCACCUCGGCCUCGUCCUGGGCCCCGAUGAACUCGCAGUUCUUGCUCGGUCGUUCCGCCUCCCGCUCGGGGCGUUCGGCAAGCCGACCUGGUGCCGGCUCAGAGCACUUGCUGAAGAGGCGCUGGCGGGCCAGAGCGCUGGAAAGGGCCUGCCGCGUGCCAGUGCUCGCAGGGCCAGGGCAGCUCUUGCCCCUUUUCCCAAGCCGGCCAAGUCCUUCCCCGACGCGCGCGCGAGGGCGGCGCUUCCCGAGUGCCCGCGGGACGCCGGGCGCACGUCUGCAGGCGCCUCCGCGGCUGCUCCGCCGCCCGGGCGGGCCUUCGCCGACGCCGAGAGACAGCGGCAGCGCCGACACCUCCGAGACGCGGCGCCAGACCAUGCCGGCCAGGAGCCGGCCCAACCCGACGAGGCGCGCGCCCCCGACCUCGAGGCACCUUCACGAGCUCCCGCCGAGCGCGCAAACCCCAGCCCGCGUCGCGGCAGCCCGUCGCCAGCCAUCGACGAAAGCGGCUCAGACGACAACUUUCUCGCCAGGCCGGAGGCCGAGCGCGACGCCCGCGAGCUCCUCGAGGGUGCUCGGUUGCGCGUCGCCGAGCAGCGGAUCCCGCGCUGCCUCUCCCAAGACGAGCGCGUCUCCCCGUGCGCUUUCUGGCCCUCGCGGCGGGCCCAGUUCGUGCAGCGCCAGCGUCUGCUCCCCGACCUCGACCGCGUCUCCCUGCGCGACGCAGGCGACGAGCGCCAGCAGUCCGAGAACGACUGGCGCUGGGCCAAGCUCCUGGCCGACGACAUGGAAGCCACCGCUUCCGACAUCCUCGAAGCGAUGGACAUCCCCGCCGAGGACUCCUCGCUCCAGCCGCUGGACGGCCUCCACGACGCCGUCCCGCUCGGCGAGGCGGUCUUCCAGGACGGCGCAAUCGCAGCCGCAGGGGGGCGGUCUGCGCAAGCGCCCAAGAAGCGCUGCCUCGCCUGGCGGGAGCUGCGAGUGGGCCCCGGAGGCGGUGCCUCGGAGCUGCCCUGGAGCGGCGCGCGAGCCUCGGAGGCGCUGCCCAGGCCGGCGGGAGCUCCACACGUGGCAACGCACGCGUUCGGGGCGGGGGCGGGCGAGCCUUGCCACCAGAGCCGAGAGCUGGAGCUCCCCGAUGCGCGCCGAGCGGGUGCCCCGAAUGGGGGCGGGGACGGUAUAGUGUCGGCAGCGGGCGGCGCCAUGCCGGGCACGAGCGAGUUGCAGAGUGCGUUGCAGAGACGCCAGGAGCGCUGCGAGAAGGAUGGCUCCGUCUUCGAGAACAAGGCGAUAGUGUCGUCCUCGGACGUCGCAUGGUGCGACCACACGGCCAACCAGUUCACGCCGCGGGACGUGAGGGACAAGCGUGGUUCGCCCUGCGGUUGCCUCUCAGGCGUCGGGAGCAGGAGUCCCCUCGAUGCCGCCCUCCUGCGCAGCACGGCCGUCCAGGCCCGCAGCGAGGAGACGCAAGGCUCGGCUGGGGGUCGCCAGGUGUGUCAGCAGGUGGAGACGCAGGCGAGCGAGGGCAGGCUGAGCAGCUUGUUGGGCCGCUCGCAGCUGCGCCGGGAUCGGACGGCGGUGCCGAUCGACGGGGUGCGUUACAUGCUCCAGAGGAUUAAGCGCGACUGCCCGUUCAGCUACCUCGGGAAGGAGGGCAGCUCCUCGCGGGUGCACUCGGGUACGGCCUCGGCCGCAUACGAGCCAGAUGGAAUGACAGUGAGGAGUCUGUACGAGACCAUCGUCGCGAAAGGCUCCUGCCCCGCUUUAGACGACAUCCUCCUCGGACGCGAUCUGGGGCAGUCCGCCAAGCACCUGGUCGUGCGAGAGUCCGCCAUGGCCAAACCACUGGCCGACGACCCCUGGGGCUCUGUCGCGAUCUCCCCAGCAGCUGCCACGGUGGGAGCGACCGCCGUUGAGCAGGUUCCUUGGACCUAUAAGCCAGUACCCCUGGCCCCCCUGGACGGCGGGUGCACUCACCAGGGCGGAGCCCAGGGCGGAGGCAGCCUCGGCGACGCCCACGGCGCGGCAAAGGCCGGCGUCAGCACCGCCGCCCACAAGGUCGCCCGCCUCCACGACCGUCGCUCCGCGGCCCGGCCGUCCGCCCUCGGGGCCGAGCCCGGGCCCGCCGGGGCAAGCGCGCGGCCCGCCCGGGCCGACGCGCUGCCCGGCAUCGCAGGCCUCGCCCCUCCGCCCGCGCCCCCGCCCAACCAGGAAGGCACCAAGGUGGCGGCCAUGAGCCACGCAAAGAGGGCGCGCGGGCAUGGGCGCCAGCGGCCUCGCACCCGCGACGUUGACGAGCAGUGCAGCGAGCGCAGCACGUGCACGACCAUCGAGCAGCGCCCUGGCACCUCGACGCUGGGCAACGCGGUGGAGAUGGGCGCCGCAGCGUCAAGCAGCGCGACGGGAUCCAGCGCCAAUAGCUUCGCAAUCACGAGCGAGACGAGCAGUGCAACGAGCGUCGCGUCUUUCGGCAGUUUGUCCGGGACCAGCACCUCGAUGCUGAUCGGCACGGCGGGGCCAGGCAUCGCGACGGCGCGCGUCAAGACGGGGGCCGACAUCAGCAGCCUCGCAAUUACAAGUGAGACGAGCCAGCACAAGGACCCUCUGCGCAGCGCCUCCGGGGCCAGCUCCACGACGCCGCGCAGCGCGACGACGUCGAGCACUGCGACGUUGAGCAGCGCGACAGGGCCCAGCCCCAGCAGCCUCGCACCUACGAGCGAGACGAGAAGCGCAUCGAACACCACGCGUCCCAGCGGCACGUCCGCGACCAGCACCUCGACACUGAGCAGCGCGACGGCGCUCAGCACCGCGGCGCUGAACAGCGCGACGCGGCCCAGCACCAGCGGCCGCGCAUUUGCGAGCGAGACGAGCAGCAGCGCAGCGAAGACCGCGUCUCUUAGCGGCGCGUCUGGGAGCGGCACCGCGGUUGCGAGCAGCGCGACGGAGUCAGGAGCGGAGGUGGGGCCCGAGGCGGGGCCGGCACGGCAGCGCGACCUCCCCGGGCGACAUCGUGGCGCGCGCUGCGACGCGCUCGCGCGCCAGGAGAGCCGAGAGCAGUUCCUGCCCGAGCACGUGGUGACGAUCGACCACAGCCUCUACGAUGCGCCGACCCGCGGGGGGCCCAGCGGUCCCGGCGGCAUCAUGGACAACUGCUUCGUGCAGUUCCAGCAGGGCAACCCCAAGCGCCGCCGGCCCGUCCGGCGCGUGCGGCGCGGCGAGAGCGCGGGCCUGGACUUCGACAGCGGGCAAGCGUGUCCGCUCUGCAUGACCGACUCGGGGACGGAGCUCACCGGCUGCCCCUUCAGCUGCGUGCUGUGCCCAAGCUGUAUACGCGCAGGCCUCCGCUGCGUGGCUGGCGACGCCACCCAGAAGGACCGGCUGGUCUGCGGCCACCUCAGCAGCGACCUGUCCGAGUGCAUCAUGAACCUCGCGGUGAAGGCGGACGAGCAGCUCCAGAACAUGGGCCACCUGACUGACCCGAACGAGAUCAGGGAGUUCGAAGCCGAGGUCGAUGCAACCGUUGAAGCGUUCCAGGUCAGGAAGCCGUUUCCGCAGAGCCUCUACGCACAGAAGAUCAGCGAGUGGUUGACCAAGCUACAGAACAAGGAGCUCGAGCAUCUGUAUUACGCUUGCAGCCACCCGAACUGCGGCAUCGAGAACUGGAUACUGCGGUCCGACUUCAUCGACGAGCGGGUGCGCAACGGCGGCUGCACCUGGACGUGCGGCCAGGGCCACAGGAACUCGGUCCUGCCGUCCCAGGAGGAGAUCUGCGAGAUCAACAGGAACAUCCUCCUGCACCCGGAGUACUACACCGACAGUUGCGGGCACGACCGCAUGCGGCUGCGGCGGUACCGUCUCUGCCCCGAGUGCGUGCAGGCGGGGCUGCUGACCUUCGCCGUGCACGACGAAGGCUGCAAGCAGUGGCCGGGCACCGCCAGCCAGCACACCCACUGCUUCUGCUUCCACUGCACCAGGCAGUGGGGCGGCCACGACGGCGGCUCAGGCAGGUGCAGCCACAGCCAGCAGUGCGGCGACCCUGGGAUACAGCAGGUGCGCAGGAUACUCUCGCCAAGCGGGGAGGAGAAGCUGGAGAUCGGCUUCGUGAACCCGCAGGAUUACAUCGGCUGGAUCGUCAACGGUACCCCUUGCCCGCCGACGCGGCUUUGA